Molecule: messenger RNA, 3677 nt
Organism: Myotis myotis
Lineage: Eukaryota; Metazoa; Chordata; Mammalia; Chiroptera; Vespertilionidae
Gene: RIMOC1
Product: chromosome unknown C5orf51 homolog
Exons: 7
Coding region: 55-993 (312 amino acids)
Biological process (GO): mitophagy
Source: RefSeq, a predicted model, not a curated record
AGGUGACCGCUGGCGGCGCGGUCACGUGCUGGGGCGCGCCCGCGGCUGGUGGCCAUGGCGGCCGCAGGCUCCUGUGUGGCCAGGCGAGUGGAGGAGCUGGGGGACCUCGCGCAGGCCCACAUCCAGCAACUCAGUGAGGCCGCCGGCGAGGACGAUCACUUUUUAAUUCGGGCCUCUGCAGCUCUAGAAAAAUUGAAACUCUUGUGUGGAGAAGAAAAAAAGUGUUCAAAUCCAUCGAAUCUACUAGAACUUUACACACAGGCUAUUUUGGACAUGACAUAUUUUGAGGAGAACAAGCUAGUAGAUGAAGAUUUCCCUGAAGACUCUUCCCAGAAAGUGAAAGAGUUGAUCACUUUUCUUUCAGAACCAGAAAUUUUAGUUAAAGAAAAUAAUAUGUACCCAAAACACUGUGAUUUACUUGGGGACGAACUCUUGGAAUGUCUCUCUUGGCGACGAGGAGCUCUACUUUAUAUGUAUUGUCAUUCUCUGACCAAAAGGAGAGAGUGGCUCACGAGGAAAUCUGGUUUGCUUAAAGAGUACCUUGUUGAUGGAAUCAGUUACUUGCUACAGAUGCUAAAUUAUCGGUGUCCUACCCAAUUAGAUGAAGGAGUUUCUUUCCAAGACCUAGACACAGCUAAGUUACUGAGUGAAGGAAUAUUCAGUGACAUUCACUUGCUGGCUAUGAUGUACAGUGGAGAAAUGUGUUACUGGGGAUUGAAGCAUUGUGCCGAUCAGCAGCUAGAAAACCAGGGCGUGGACGCAGGUGUUUCUGGAGCAAGCUGCACUACACACAGAGAGCCCUUGGAUUUCCGAGAAGUAGGAGAGAAAAUUUUGAAAAAUAGAGUGAGUGAUCAAGGCAGAGAGCCUAACUGCUGUCUUGCAUACAGUCUGUCUACCUCUACGCCAGGACUUCGUCACAUUCCCCAACCUACUCCAUGGCCACACCUGAAGGUCACCAUCCUGAGUUUCUCUUUCUGCAAUCUUAAAUUUUAGUGAUUGAUGAUAAUGCUCAUCUGCCUAGCUUUUCUGCCUCUUCAUGUUUAUUCAUUCUUCUCUCCUUUACUUACUUCACAGCCUCCUCCUCUUGACUGCCGCCUCUUCUCCUAAACUAUCAUAUCAGCCCCUUUCAGAUGUUCCCCCUGCCUUAUCCAGCCUCCGCCUUGGGGGAACCGACCCUGCGAAUCUGUCUUCCCCUGGGCCUUUACCCUCAUCAUUCUGUGAGCCCUCAACAUUGAAUCAGUUCUGUCGUUCACCUUUUCUGGAUGCUGCGUUCCAUGCAAAGUACAUGCAGCCCUUCAAACUGGAACUACUUUAAGUGUCUCGGCCUCAGCUUCAGAGGAGCCCUCAGUGUGAGCCUGUGUCUGUGACCAGUGUGGCCCCUCUCCCUGUCCCACUGAGGAUGGUCCAGACCACGUUUCCUCUGUCCCCUCCCCUCACACAUGGUUAGGUCCCGUCUUACAGGAAACCGAGACUACGAGGUCCGGAUCUAUUGACCAGCUUUGCCCGACUCAUUUAGAGGAAAAGAGGAGCCUCCUCCCUCUUGAAGACCAAUCUCCACCUGUCCUGUCUGCCAUCUUCCUCGUUUCCCCUGCGGCUGCUCUCUGGGCCUACCUCUGCCGUGUUGAUCUUCCCUAGAGCCCACCCUCUUUCUCUCCCCCUUCGCUCCCCUCUUCCUUCCGUCGUCCUCUUCUUUUUACUGAUUCUCCACACUCUUCUUAUGUGACACCCUUCAGAGCCAUGGCUCCUGUUGCUCCUGGAAUCUCGCCAUCCCCUGUGGUGACGGAUCCACUGCUUGACUGUUGUUUUCCUUCUGAUUGGUAAACUUCGUAUUUUAAACAUUUCUCUUUAUACAUAAUACUUAACACAUCUUAGGCCAUUGGUAAAGUGUUUUGAAUUAAUAAGAGGCAUGAUUCUAAGUGCCGAGCUCUGCACAAAAGGGUGGCUGCUAGGAUUCCACACUGCCAUGCCCUCUACCUACACCAGUGUUGACAAGGCAAAUCGCACCUCAGGAGUAAAGUGUUAUGAGAGUUAGAGCCUGAGAAAACAAGAGAACUUUCUUUAAAAGCUGGGAGCUUCCGUUUUGCCUUCAUGACCUUGUGAACCACGUGGGUCUCACUGCUGGUGCAGUUAGGAGGGUGCUGUAAGGUGCUUUUUACUGAGUCUACCCCACACACAAUUGGAGGAUAAUUUUCCAUCCCCCCACACAACUGGAGGAUAAUUUGUAUGCCAUGACCGUUACAAUACUUUUUACUCUAGUGUAUUAUAAAACAAUGAUCACAUUUUUGUAUGUUAAAGCCUGCUAAGUAAAUUCUGUUUCAUUUAGAAUGAAGUCACUUCAAGAUACCAAAUAUUCCACAUUAGGAAGGUACUGUAAUUCACUUAUCAACAACUUUUAUGUGCCUUCUACAUGCCGGGUUUUGUCCUGGCACUGAGGAGAUAGAGCUUCGUAAAACACCCUCUUUCCAAGUUUGUAUUCCUGUGAAGGAAGCUGACACAUUUUAAGAAAUAAAUGGGUAGCAUGUUAAGUGAUGAGUGCUGUGCAGAGGAAAGCAGGGUCAGGGGCUAGUGUGACUGGAGAGGAGUGCUAUUUGUAGGGUGGGUGGGAAGGCACCGCCAAGCACCUAUCUACUUUAGCAUUUGUGUCUUCAAUUUCCACCCCUUUGGUUAAAUGCCUUGAACAUUCAGUCCGUUUAUAAAGCUCUUCUUUCUGACGGAAGUUCUGAUACUGCAUUGAGAAGGGAGUCACUGCAUGUGACCAUGUCAUUUUAUUACAUCUAUAGGCUGCUCUCCAGUGUGGGCUUGACCGAUGGGUGAGCAAUGACCUGAAGGCCUGGUGCACUUUUUUACACUUGGGUUUCUCCUUUGGGUUCUCUGAUAUUUACUAGAUCUUAAACUCUGUUAAUGGUUUUUCAUAAUCUUUAUAUUUGUGUAGUUCUUUCCCUAUAUGAAUUUUCAUAUGUCAACUAGGCUUUGAGAUUUAAAAGCCUGUCCACCUGGCUGCAUUUGUAGGGUUUCUGGCUACUGUGAAUUGUAUCAUGCUGAUUAAGGUGCAAAUCAUGACUAAAGACUUUCCCUUAUUCCUUUGCAUACCAUAGAGUGCGGUGGACUCAUGGCUAAAACCCGACAAUAUAAUUACAUUCCUUCCUUUACCAUCCACUGUGAAUCCUGUGGUGUUCAUUAAAGUGGGAGAUGUGUCUGAAGCAUGCUCAGAUUAAUUUUAGUGGCAUUUUAAAAACCCACAGCUGGUUGACAUGUGAGUUUUAGUUUGCUUAUCACUCCUCUCUCUACCUUUCAGGGUUCCUUUUUCUGGCUCACAUAAGGAUACCCCAUCUGCCAUAGAAUCCAGGAUUCUGUAGUUCUCUAGUAUCACUUGUACUAUUAUUUUUGAAGAUCUAAUUGACUUUAUUAACAGAUUCAUGAACUGGGGAAUAUUCCAUCUAGGAACUAGAAGGUGCUCCCUUUUUUUUGGUAUUAUAUUUUAGCACAAUAUGAGAUAUAUUAUGAAAGUAUUACAUUAGAAUAAUUUUAAUGUAUCCACAAUUAAAGUAUGUAUUGUAUAUUCAUGCUGGUGUUCUCUGUUGUUAUUGUUUGUUUUCCUACUUCUAGUGAAAACUUCCAAGUAAAAUGUUUUAGGGCAUAUGAAUUUUUAAGAAAAAAUUAAACCAUGUUCCCACAUU